GUUGUGAGUAAUGUACGUGGUUUCUUCGUGGUAUAACUUACACAGUAGGAGUCGUCAGAAGUAGUAUUACGUUCAAGUGUAGAUAUAUCUUUCUUCUUGGAAAAUUAAACCUGAUGUAAGCUUAAAUUUACGUUUCAUAUAACAGAGGAAUACUAGAUACACUGGUUGUGUUAUAGCGACUGUGAAAAUCAUAGGGUGUCUUAUCCUGCGUGUUAAGUCAUGCCGAACACGAUUAGAAGAUUUGCCCGACUGAUUGUCAAGCGGCUACGUCGUGUGACGUCAUCAACAUCCUCCCCACCGGUUGGACGGGCGGUCGGUGAUUCAAAUCAUGAACAACAAGAUAUUCAAGAUGGCGUCGAAACAGAGAAUUUCAACGUCGCCGAAAUUCAAAAUCAUGCGUCAUUCGAUGACGUCAACGCAAAGUCCCCGUCGUCAAGUUGCGUGCAUCUAAAAUUGGAAGAAUGCUCGUCAGCGGAAGACUCGUCGGAGAACGAAAAGGAAGAUGCGAUCCGGGAGAGCGAGGAGGAGGAGGCAGCGGAGGACCUGGAUACGAUGCGAAGCCUCCGGAUCGAGGAUGCUCUAAACGAAUCACGGAAGAUGCAGGACGCCCUGGAAACUCGACCGAAAACGGUCAACGGUCGUCGCCUAAUGAAGGAAUUUCGCUUUUUGAGGAAGGCGAGCGAAGAUAGCGAAGGCGCAUUUGAAGUGUUUCCUUAUUCUGAAGACGGAGAAGGCAACGACUUGAGCGAAUGGGACAUCAGGUACUACAAGUUUGACGAGUCCUCGCAUCUCUGGCGCUCCAUGCAAGACCAUGGAAUCGACUGUGUCCGCUUCCGUAUUUCGUUUCCCGCGGAUUUUCCAUUCUCCCCACCCUUUGUACGGCUGGUCAGUCCAUACAUUGAGAACGGGUUCGUGAUGAACGGCGGCGCCAUUUGCUUGGAAGUGCUGACUGCACAGGGCUGGUCUAGCGCCUACACAGUCGAGGCGCUGCUUGUUCAAGUCGCAGCCGCUUUAGCUCACGGGGGAGCUGUCGUGAGCAAGCACCAGAAACGAAAACAGCACAAACUAACGAAAAAACGAGCCGAGGCCGAGUUCCAGCGUAUUGUAAAGAUACAUAGCAAAUAUGGAUGGGUCAAACUCGAUAAAGAAGAAGGUUAAGCGCAUAUAACCUAAACUCUUGUUUAUUUUUCACAUUGUCCCGUCGCUACUACCCCAAAGGAACGUUGCGGGUAACCAGUAUCCGUUUGAUUCCAUUCUUUGUCUUAUAACUUGUUCUACACAUAGUAUUUAUCCGCAGUGGUGACGUAUUUGCAGCGAACUUCGUCUCACUUUGCUGCAAUCAGAAAAGGAAGUUUUUUUUAUCUAUGUAGAGGUGCUACUUUUGAAACACUGGAAACUGCAAAGCCACGGUUUGUUGCUGCUCGGCACAAAAGUAAUAUAUGGUCAGUAGCUGCAUUCCACAACAACAAAGAAGUUAAUUUUCUCGCCAUUUCACUGUGGAACCAACUUCGGCCAUUCCCUCGAAUCAAAUAAACGUACACCGUUUCCAAUACUUUGCUGUGAAUUGCAUUGCUUAUAACAUGCUUCUUAAACGUUGUGUCCAUAUAUAGUCGUUGGUGAGUUCCAACACUUUAAGUUUUUUCGCAAUGCGAGGACGAAAAUGAGCUUAUAUCUAUUAUGGGAAAUGAUCAAUAUAACGUAGAUUGCUGCAGGUUUGGCUCUUAUUUCACUUAUCGUUGUCUUCUUUCACGCUUCUAGCUGUGCGUAGCCCCCUUGGGACUAUUUCUGUGUAUUUAUUUCACCGCCGUUCCUUUUUUCAAUAAACGUUGGCGGCUUUUCCUGCCCACCCCCAAA
Molecule: messenger RNA, 1854 nt
Organism: Ciona intestinalis (vase tunicate)
Lineage: Eukaryota; Metazoa; Chordata; Ascidiacea; Phlebobranchia; Cionidae
Product: ubiquitin-conjugating enzyme E2Q-like protein CG4502
Source: RefSeq, a predicted model, not a curated record